This is a messenger RNA of Plenodomus lingam JN3, 189 nucleotides long. NCBI's taxonomy places the organism in Eukaryota, Fungi, Ascomycota, Dothideomycetes, Pleosporales, Leptosphaeriaceae. The record is from RefSeq and is a predicted model, not a curated record.
AUGCUGUCUUUGUUUCCCUCCCAAUCACAAGCCGAAAGCAACCUACACGUGCUAGCGAUCGUUGCUGUUGGCGGCAACACAAUAGAUGGAUGCUUUGAGGCUCUUAAACAGCACACCCCUCUCUACAUUCGUACAAAUUCCAAGGAAAAGAGAAGUUAUGCACCACCGGGAAGGAUUUCGAGCGGAUGA